This is a messenger RNA of Limulus polyphemus (Atlantic horseshoe crab), 2129 nucleotides long. RefSeq names its product G2/M phase-specific E3 ubiquitin-protein ligase-like. Gene Ontology annotation, cellular component: nucleus. The annotation marks the transcript as partial. The transcript has 11 exons. The record is from RefSeq and is a predicted model, not a curated record. Lineage: Eukaryota; Metazoa; Arthropoda; Merostomata; Xiphosura; Limulidae.
ACUCUAAACUAUAGGUCAUUAGAAAGGAUGAGCAAAAACUGAAAAGUGUUCGUUUAAGAUAUUUUUUACAGCAGCGUUUACAUGUGCAUAUGAAAGCAGGUGACAACAACUAAGCCUACUACCACUGUCGUACGGUGUACCAGCGAAUGACACAGCACGAGGCUAGAAGCGCAGUAUAGUGACAUUUAUAAAACAAAAAAAUGACAUCUCUGAAAAAAUUCAAGACAUUUGAGUGCAUUUUCUGUAGGUUGAAAGAAGAUGAUGAGUUACGCUAUGGCCAAAUAUUUCAUAGAGAGAAGUUUUCUCUACAUUACUACUGCAUGCUGUUCUCCAGUGGUCUGAAUCAGAGAGGAAAGACUGAUGAGGAUGGAAUUCUUGGAUUUUUUCCCAGUGAUAUUUUACGAGAAGUACGAAGGGGAAAGAGACUGAAGUGUACCUAUUGUGGAAAGUAUGGAGCCACGAUAGGUUGCUGCAACAAAAAAUGUAAAAAAGUUUUUCACUUGCCAUGUGGUCUCCAGAAUGAUUCUCUGAGCCAGUUUUUUGGAACUUUUGAUACUUUCUGUGGUGUUCAUCGACCUAGACAGAAAGUGCAUAUAGGGGAUGGAAAAGGCUCGGAAGAAUCUGAUUCAAUAUGUUCAAUAUGUCUAUAUUCUGUGGAUUGUAAAGUCUCAAAUGAUUUGCUUAGAGCUCCUUGUUGCAAUUAUUCAUGGUUUCACCGGACUUGUGUUCAGAGGUUAGCCCUGAAUGCAGGAUACUUCUUCAAGUGUCCACUGUGUAACAACAAAGAUUUGUUUAAUAUGGAAAUGCUGAAAUAUGGUAUACACAUACCAGAACAGGAUGCAUCUUGGGAAUUAGAACAAAAUGCUUUCCAAGAUCUCUUAGAAAGGUAUUGCCACUGUGAUGCAAUACAUUGCAUUUGCCCAAAUGGAAGAAAUUUCAGCUCAAAAGGAAGUGAAUGGGAGAUUAUGGUUUGUAGUUCAUGUGGAUCACAAGGCUGCCAUGUUCUCUGUAAAGAACCUUCAACUCAACCAUUUUCCUGGAUGUGUUCUGGAUGUCUAACUGUCACUUGGAAAUUGCAAAAAAAGAGACUGGUUAAACCAUUAUCCCUCAAAAUUCAUGAUGAUGAUGAAAGUUUAGUGGAAACAAGUGAGGAAGAUAGCUCUUCAGCAUUUACCUGUAUGAGUAGCACUGUGCUACCACAGAAGAGAAGUAGAGAAGAAACAAUUUUUCUAAAGAAAGAUUCAAUGGAAUUUAAGGUAUUCAAGAAAGAAAACAGUGAUCUGACUUCAGUAUCUCAUUUUAAUAGAAGAGACAAAAAGUUGAAUGGGUAUGGAGUAAAACCAAUGUCUUUAGGUUUUCUUUGUUGCAGUCAGAGAAAUGAACCAGUGGUGUCUUUACAAGAUGAUAUCUCCAACUUAAAUAAGAAGGUAAAUAAAGGUGUUUCAUUCUGUGAAGAAAGGAAUUCUGAACUUUUUCAGAUUAGUAGCCAUCCUAUAGAUAAUGAACUUGGUCAACCUGAAGCAUAUUGGGAAGAUUCAUUACGGUUAUCAUUUGGUAAGAAUGACAGCCCUCAGAGGUGUCACAACACUUGGAAGGACUUUAAUCAUGUCAACUUAGCCUCAAAUAAACCUGUUUUCUUUCAAAUCAGUCAUGGAGUAAAUCCUGGCUCAUCUCGUUUGGAAAUAUUCAUGAGACAAGGUGGUGGCAAACCCCCAGUUAAGCUAGGAUUUCGCAAUCUUUUUGUUCCAUCAGCACAUAGCAAUCAUUCAAAGAAACAAGUAUCAACAGUAACAUCGGAACAAUUACUUAGUAAUUCUGUAACUGGAUGUAAUGACAAACACCAAAGCAAUUGUUCUGUUCCUUCUAGGGAAGUAAAAAAUAUUAUAUCAAAUUCAGGGGAAAAGUUCGUACAUGAAUCUACCUCAAAAGCUUCAUCUUCCAACAGUAAAAAUUACCUUAAAGAGUCACAGUUGUCUAGAAAUGUGGAACAUUAUCACAGUGCAAUUCAUCAUUUAGCUUACAACCAAGGAAGUAAAUUAGAAAAGCAAGCACAUGAUCAUGACAUACCACCAACCUCCGAAAACAAAGUGCAUCCAGAAACAAAGCACAUGUCACAUAAAAGUUUCUUA